GGUUUAGGAAAAUUGACCCUAAAUUUCCCGCCAAGUACCAUUACCGUUGGAUAUUGGGUGCCAUUCCCACCCCCAUUUUCCACCCCAAGUCACGUGUUCUUUGGUACUUCCCCCCUGAUUUGCCAAGAAUCUAGACAUAAGCCAUGGAGCUCGAGAGCGGACAGAAGGUCGGUGAAAUAUUCACGGCCGCUGGAGCGGCGUUCAACAAAUUGGGAGAACUUACCAUGCAAUUACACCCUACUACGGAUUCACCCGCCGGUAAAUGGACUGACGAAGAAAUUGAAAUGCUUCGUCACUCUGUAAAAACGUUCAGCGAAGAUCUGAACAAAAUCAGUGAACACAUCAAGGGAAGAACAGUAUCUCAGAUAAGAACGACGCUUAAGAAAAAAGCUUUCGAAGAAGCUGGUGUACCGAUAAGGCAACAGCAAGUUAUUUCUCAACAAAAUGUUCAGCAAAGUGGUGGUGGAGGAGGAGGUGGGGGAGGUGGCGGAGGUCAGCAGCAGCAGGCUCAGACGCAAAAACAGCAACAAGCGGCUGGUAAUCAAGGCAUGAUGGGUAAAUCCGCAGAAGUUACCCUCAACAUGUUAAACGCCCCAGAAUCUGAAGUAGACGUUGAAGGCUUACCGGAGGAAUGUCAAGUCAAGUUAGAAUUUGAAGGAGCGACGGAGGAAGUUGCCUCCUAGAUUCGGUUAGAUGUAAAAUAUUUUAAGGGGGGCGGUUCAUGACUCUGGGUGAGUAUUGUUGUUUAUUCAAAAAUAAGAAGAAGAAAGCUGUGUACAUUUAUGAAGCA
Diprion similis is the source of this 790-nucleotide messenger RNA. RefSeq names its product chromatin complexes subunit BAP18. The record is from RefSeq and is a predicted model, not a curated record. NCBI's taxonomy places the organism in Eukaryota, Metazoa, Arthropoda, Insecta, Hymenoptera, Diprionidae. The transcript is spliced from 4 exons. Gene Ontology annotation, cellular component: NURF complex; MLL1 complex. Bases 144 to 683 code for a protein of 179 amino acids.